Molecule: messenger RNA, 2920 nt
Organism: Vigna radiata var. radiata (mung bean)
Lineage: Eukaryota; Viridiplantae; Streptophyta; Magnoliopsida; Fabales; Fabaceae
Product: cyclin-A1-1
Exons: 11
Coding region: 178-1629 (483 amino acids)
Biological process (GO): mitotic cell cycle phase transition; regulation of cyclin-dependent protein serine/threonine kinase activity
Cellular component (GO): nucleus; cytoplasm; cyclin-dependent protein kinase holoenzyme complex
Molecular function (GO): cyclin-dependent protein serine/threonine kinase regulator activity
Source: RefSeq, a predicted model, not a curated record
UAUUUAUUUCACUCACAUUCGCGCACACCCUCUCUCUCUCUUUCUUUUCGCUGCUAAAGUCUCUCUCGAAAACAAAGAAGCAUUCGAAGCUUAAAGCAGAAAAGACAGUAACGUUCUCUUUCUUGCCUCCUUCUUGAAUCUUGUACACAGCAAGAGGCAAGGAAGCCAAAAUUCAAAAUGACCACACAGAAUCGUCGUUCGUCGUUUUCCUCCUCGACGACGUCGUCUUUGGCGAAGCGCCAUGCAUCCACCACCUCUUCCUCCUCUUUAACGGCUCCUACAAACGUGCCAAAGAAGCGUCCACCUCUCUCUAACCUCACCAACACCGUCGCUCACCGCAACUCUUCCUCUUCGGUCCCGUGCGCAGCUAAACUCGCGAAGACGAAGAAAGAGGUUGUUGUUCCGCCCUUCUCAGGCAACAAAAGGCCCACGCUGCCGAAUGUCAAACCUACUAAUGCAGUUGUUUUUCCCAAGGCUAAUUCUCUCCCUCCGAGGAAUGAAGCUCCUCCUCCUCCUCCACUUGUUGUCACUGUUACUGUUCCCCCUCCGGUGCUCGAUGCUUCACCUUGUAAAUCAGAUGCAAUGUCGGUUUCCAUGGAUGAGUCGAUGUCUUCUUGUGAUUCGUUCAAGAGUCCUGACAUUGAAUAUGUGGACAAUAGUGAUGUGGCGGCUGUUGAUUCAAUUGAGAGGAAGACGUUCAGCAAUCUCAACAUAUCUGAUUCUACCGAAUCAGGCAACAUUUGUAGUAGAGACAUACUUGUUGAGUUGGAAAAAGGGGACAAGUUUGUCAAUGUUGAUAACAAUUUCGCUGAUCCUCAGCUCUGUGCAUCCUUUGCUUGUGAUAUCUACAAGCACCUUCGUGCAUCUGAGGCAAAGAAAAGGCCUUCCACAGACUUCAUGGAGAGAAUUCAGAAGGACAUAAACCCCAGCAUGCGUGCAAUAUUGAUUGACUGGCUUGUGGAGGUGGCUGAAGAGUAUAGACUAGUACCCGAUACAUUGUAUUUGACGGUAAACUACAUUGAUCGUUAUCUUUCAGGAAAUGUGAUGAACAGACAAAGGCUACAAUUACUUGGUGUUGCCUCCAUGAUGAUUGCCUCUAAAUAUGAGGAGAUUUGUGCACCUCAGGUGGAGGAAUUUUGUUACAUUACUGAUAACACGUACUUCAAAGAAGAGGUUUUGCAGAUGGAAUCUGCUGUCUUAAAUUUUCUCAAGUUCGAAAUGACAGCCCCAACGGUAAAAUGUUUCUUAAGAUUUGUACGUGCAGCUCAAGGAGUCGACGAGGUCGCUUCGCUGCAACUUGAGUGCUUGACAAACUAUAUUGCGGAAUUGUCUCUAUUGGAGUACAGUAUGCUUUGUUAUGCUCCAUCACUUAUAGCCGCUUCUGCAAUUUUUCUGGCCAAAUUUAUACUUUUCCCUUCAACGAAACCAUGGAAUUCCACAUUGCAGCAUUACACGCUCUACCAGGCUUCUGAUCUGUGUGUUUGCGUGAAGGAUCUCCACCGCCUAUGUGGUAACAGCUCUAACUCAAAUUUGCCAGCAAUCAGGGAGAAAUAUAGCCAGCACAAGUACAAAUAUGUGGCUAAGAAGUACUGCCCUCCUUCAAUACCCCCAGAAUUUUUCCUGAGUUGAGCAGGGAUGACAGCCUGAUUUCCGGUUGGUAUAUAGGCUUAGAUUGACAUAACUUCUGGUCUCCAGAAAAGAGGUUCUCUUACACUGUACAAUGUAGUUGCCAACCCUUCCAUCUUAAUUAGAAUUCUUGUAUCUGCUUUUAUUGAGGUGCACACUCUGUACCCUCAAAUUUACAAAAAGAAAAAAAAAAUCAGAAGCUUCAAGAAGCAACUUGUAUUAUUAGCUACAGCUUCAGUAGCAUCAUUAAUGGCUAAGUGAGCCGAUGCUUAAAUUUUGUCCAAUUUACUAAGUGUGUCACAACAGGUAGGAGAGUAUGCAUUGUGAGUCAUCCUCUAGAUAUAUAUUUAUGGAUAAUUAUGGCCAUUUAGUAACAUAAAUUAUGAGCAUCUCCGUACUCAUCUUCGCCACCAAACAAGUAAUGACAUGUAAAUAUGUAAUAAUCCUUCUUGAUGAAUCUAAAAUAUUUCUGAAAACACUUCGAGAAUAUUUCUGAAAACAAAUGAAUUUUCAUUUGGAUAGAGUGCUACCGGUAUUAUUCCUUCAGCGAGAUUAUUCUGUCAGCAAAUAUCUCGGCCCAGGUUCAACACAUGUUCCACUGAAAUUCUUUCGGACAAAGUCUUAGCCAGCCAAUCUACGCUGAGUUACAAAUCACACAGUUGGUAACAUUAUGUACAAAACAAAGCCAAAAUUAUGAUUAGAAGAUGCUAAACCACAUUUCCUAGAACAUAAACUCAUUUUCCAAAUUUGAGUGUCAGAGUAUCAGUGAUUUAAUAGGUCCAACCGAUCUUGAAAUAAAAGUAAUGUCUUUUAUUACAUAAUCUAUUAUGUAAAAUACAGCCUGCUGCAUAAUCCAAGCACAAAGAAGUAAUUUUCUUUUGUGCUUUUCUUAGUGUCAUACAAUGUUACAGAGUAGAGUGAGACUCAGACACACUCAUGUUGUCGUGUCGGACAUUUAGUUUAACCCUAACAAUGAUUGUGGGCCUCUCAACAUUCCCCGGCUGAAUAUAAAACCUUAGGAGUUACAAGUGAGCAUUUUGAUUUCAACCUAUGGCAGAUCGUUAUCCAAUUGAGAUUGGCUCACUCCAUUUGGAUGCUAUAAUAUUCACCAUCUUGCAGAUCAAUUUCACAGAGAAAAUGCUGUCUGGGGAGAGAAGACCAAGCGUGAAAAUAAAAAUGGAAAAAGGAAAGGAAAGGGACAAUAUAGUAAAUGACAAGAUAGAAAAAUGACAAAAGUUUGAAUUUCAAAUACAUCUUCUCUAUCUUUCACUUUUUCCCAAAUCUCGUUCUUCAA